AUGGUGUGCUGGCCUGCAUCCUACUCGCAGACGGAAUGGUUCUCUCCAUUGGAUGCUACGUCAGACACAAUGCCUGCUCGGGCCCCCAACCUCUCGCGGGCUCUUCGCUGGAUUAGCCGUGUGCGAUGCGAAUACCCCUCUGACCGCAAGAUAUACCCGGCGUUCUGGUGUGAUUUGGCAGAAUCUUCCUCUCAACGUACGAUACGCUCUUGCUCCAGCCGCGGCGUGAUGCUGGUUGAACCCGAUCAACAUCUGAACAGCCACGGGGGAGAGGCGCCCAAGCUUCGGGCCGCUUGUGAGAACUGCCGGCAAUCCAAGGUGAAAUGCAAUUUAGGUGCGAAGAAUACUUGCAUCCGUUGCCUUCGCCACGGAUUGACAUGUCGAUACCGAGUUGCCAAUCGGUCGGGAAAGCCGAAGGGGAGUAAAAACCGAGCUACGUUGAGGAAACUGGGCCAGCUCCCCGAGGGAAAACCCGCGUUACGUGGAUCGGAGGAUGGGUCGACAGACAAGGGUCUCCCAGUCAUUGAACAGCGAUAUGUGAGCUAUGGGGUGGGCGGCCACAUGGAACCCAAGAAGCGAGAUACCUCCAGCCAAGAGAGUCCAUCCGAGAGCCCACGAAGCCACGAUGCCAAUCCAAGCUUCCACUCGUGUAUACCGCUGAACGAGUCCACGGCCAUGGAAUACACUUCAUCGUAUGGAGACUCGCUGCCCUCGGCCGACCUGAUGAAUACUCAAACCUCUAUGUCGCCGACAUUUCUGCAAAAGGAAUUCAUCACCAAGGGCCUGACGAGUUUCCCUCUCGCAGUGCACAUUCCCAGCGCCUUGCAGCUGACAUGCGACUGCGGAGAGGCGCUGGGGUUCCAUACGAACCAGCUACGACACAUGACCGCUGACCCGGUCCAUCUACGAUUCGACCAGAGCCUACAGGCGAUCCAGGCGGCGUUGUCGGUGGGUCGAAUCUUCCUGCAGUGUACGGGCUGCCACAAGGACAACCCGAGCCUGCUCCUCUCGGUGUCGGUGCUGGACCUGACCCUGCAGCUGUUCGAGUACUGGAUGUCCUACGAGUUCGCGGCGGGCGUGGAACGUCUCGUCUGGCCCGGGCCGGUUGGGUACGGCGAAUACGAGAUGUGCCCUGAGGAGACGCGGCGGGUGCAACGGUUCCUGCUCCAGGGACGUCUGCGGCAGGCACAGGAGGUGUUGGGGCUGCUGAAGGAGACGGUUGAGCUGUCGGGAAGUGGGGGCAUUGAUGGGGGAUGGCUACGGCAAUUGAUUGAGGGGUAUGAGACAUCCAUGGAGGCAUUUUUGCAGUCCUUGGGGGGUUGUAUUUGUUCGAACCCUUAG
Messenger RNA from Aspergillus tanneri, 1341 nucleotides. RefSeq lists its product as uncharacterized. The transcript is spliced from 3 exons. Gene Ontology annotation, biological process: regulation of DNA-templated transcription. The coding region runs from base 1 to 1341 and encodes 446 amino acids. The record is from RefSeq and is a predicted model, not a curated record. Gene Ontology annotation, molecular function: zinc ion binding; DNA-binding transcription factor activity, RNA polymerase II-specific. Gene Ontology annotation, cellular component: nucleus. Lineage: Eukaryota; Fungi; Ascomycota; Eurotiomycetes; Eurotiales; Aspergillaceae.